UUUUGAUGAAUAUUAGUUUUUGAUCAACUAUUGUUCUUCCUAUUGUUACCAUUUAGAUGUAUAAUUCAAAAUCACUCUGGGCGUAUAUUUGUGCUCUACAAUCUGAGAUCAGAUAGAGCGCUCUAUCCCAUAUAGAUUUCCAAUAUUUUACCUGCAAUGUUUUCAGAUCAUAUGCCUAUUGUUUUGAAGGUGUUUAGUGAUAAGUUAGAAUUCAAUGAAAAUUUGCUACCGUUAUUACCGAAAUUGACAUGGGGAAAACUAGAUGACAGUGGUUAUGCUGAAAGGCUUGCUGGGGAGAGUUGUAAAAUAGAUUUUCUACCAGGAAACAUAGAUGCAGCAAAUAAUUUAUUGACAAAAUUGAUAGCUGAUUCAGCUAGCGGCUCAAUAUCGCAGAGAGGAAAUAAGAUUGAUGUCAGGAAAAAUGUCUGGUUUGAUAGAGAAUGUGUAAGAUACAGAGAUCGCGUGUUUGCGCUUCUCAAAUUAUUCAGAAGAACGAAUUCCAAGCAAGUGAAGAACGAUUACACGUCAAAGCUAAAGGAAUAUAAGUGGUUAUGUAAGAGAAAGAAAGAAGCUUAUUGGGCCGAAAUUAAGGAAAAACUAAAAACUGUAAGGGAUUCUAAGAAAUUUUGGGAGCUGGCUCGGUUUUUCAGGGAGGGAAAACUUACGCGAAGUGGAAAUAUUAGUCCAGAACAAUGGAUACAGCACUUUAGACAGUUGUAUACACCUGUUAGAAGUAGUGGACAGAUAUCGUGGGUUGAGCCUCUUGUUAUCGACGAUUUAUUAGACAAGCCAAUCGAGGUAACAGAAAUAGAUUCAGCUUUGAAAAAAGCUCGAAACAAUAAAGCAUCAGGUGUUGAUAGAAUAACGGCUGAGUUUUUUAAAAAAGCGCCAAUAGAAUUCCGACAGCUAUUGUGCAUGUUUUUUAACCGUAUAUUUCGUUUUCUUGAUGUACCAAUGUCAUUCACAAAGUCUAUAAUAUUUCCAUUGUAUAAGAAAAAUGAUCCCAAUAAUCCUGAGAACUACAGAGCGAUUUCAUUUACUAAUGCAAUUUACAAAAUAUUUUUAAGUGUCUUGUUGACAAGAUUGGAGAAGUGGAUUUAUGGUCGAGAAGUCAUAAGUGAGAAUCAAGCAGGUUUUCGGAAAGGAUACUCCGCAAUUGAUAACAUUUAUAUUCUUUUCAACGUAAUUAAACAUUCUCUAUCCAAGCGUAAAAGAUUAUACUGUUUCUUCGUCGAUUAUAAAGCUGCGUUCGAUUCAGUAGAGACAAGCACUCUUUUAUAGACUGGCUGAGAUAGGAGUUUCAAAUAAAUUUGUUAAUUCAAUAAGAGCACUAUAUGGGCCGAAUGCAAAAUCAUCAAUAUGGUGCAAGGAGGGGCGUCAAACUGAAGACAUAAGUAUUGAAAGCGGAUUAAGGCAGGGCUGUCUGAUGUCUCCACUUUUGUUCUCCGCAUUUAUUUAUGAUAUUUGCGAUAUUUUGGGAGGGGGAAUCAAGGUAGGAGAUAUGAAAUUGAACGCUCUUCUUUAUGCAGAUGAUCUUGUAAUCAUUUCCGAUAAUGUUACUGAAAUGCAGAGAAUGAUCGAUAGACUACAUACUUAUUGUAAUCGUUGGAAUCUUGUUAUUAAUAUGGAGAAAUCAAAGAUGAUGGUUUUUAGAAAUGGAGGAAAGCUAUGUAAAAGAGAGAAGUGGAAGUAUGGGGGUGAACCUGUAGAAAUUGUGAAGGAGUAUAAGUAUUUAGGUUUAGUUUUUACAUCAACUCUGUCAUUAACGGCUCAUUUCAGGCAGAAAUUAAGUACAGCAAAAUUUGGAAUUCAGAGUUUGUGGAAUAAACUGAUAGCAAAUGACGAUGUGACUGUCUCAACAAAAUGGCAAGUUUUCAAUGUGUCACCUGGUCAUAUGGGACAUAUAUAUGAAUCAUAUAUUUAUCUCAUAUUGAUCAGGAUUUUAGAGUUUUAAUUUAGAAAAGUUUAAUGAACGGUGUUUUUGUCUUUGAACAAUUUUGUUCAAACAGACCCAGUGACGAACUGUCUGAUCAAUGCAAAUUGAAUGGAAUAGAGCUGAAAAUGCACAUUAUCACUCAAUCUACGCUGAGCUCACACUGGAAAAUAAUCAAAUGAAUAAAAGUUACAUGGAUGAUAAGAAUAAGAGACGGUUCAUUAGUAAUAUAUUCAAAGCAAGAGGCUCCUUAUUGCCAUUAAAUUUCAGACCGGGUAGAGAGGGGGCUAAUAUAAUAUGUUCUUUGUGCAAUAGUGGGGAAAGGGGAGAUAUUUAUCAUUUUAUAAGCCGCUGUAAGGUACUGGGAGAGCAAAGGAAAAAUUGGUUACAGCACCAAGUACUAGGAGACAAAGUAGUGCGGAGAUAUCUUAACGGGGAGGACUGGGUGCGGUUGGAGGGGUAUUUAAGAUCAGCGGGAACAUAUAGAAAUUUCCUUAUUAAUGAAUUCAAUUUUUGAACUGUAAAAUAGUUAGUAUUCUUUACCUAGGCUUCUCUGUAAUAUAUUGUUUUUUCUAUUGUUGUUUACCUGAAUCUUAUCUUGUUUAGUAAAUGAGAAUAAACUUUGUUUUUCAAUUAUAGUUCAAUAAUAGUUCAUCUAUGUUGAGGAAGGCUUAUAACUAUUCUUGUAUAGAGUACCGGAAUCAAUGACUAAAAUUUAUCAAACUUUUAUCUUGAUUAGUUAAGGAAAACUAUUAUCUUUAUCCACCAACUCUGGCUGACGGCUUCGGCCAUGCCUAAUGAAUUUUUGUCAACCAUAGAAUGAAUAAUACUGCAUGUUACUUCAUUGGAUAAAAUGUAAAGUGUUUAUUAUUCGAUGUAAUUGUGUAUUUAGGACAAUAAAAUUCUUUUCUAUUCUA
Messenger RNA from Nilaparvata lugens (brown planthopper), 2850 nucleotides. RefSeq lists its product as uncharacterized. The coding region runs from base 157 to 1281 and encodes 374 amino acids. The transcript has 2 exons. Lineage: Eukaryota; Metazoa; Arthropoda; Insecta; Hemiptera; Delphacidae. The record is from RefSeq and is a predicted model, not a curated record.